AUGAGUGACGAGGAGCUCCGCUGCUUUGUGGGUGGCCUCUCGUGGGGCACGGAUGACCGCGCUCUUUCGGAUGCUUUCCACGACUAUGGAGCCGUUGACGCUAAGGUUGUGAAUGACCGAGAAACCGGCCGCUCCCGAGGGUUUGGAUUUGUGACGUUCAACGACAAGGCCGGCAUGGACGAUGCUAUCAAGGCCAUGAACGGCAAGGAACUUGACGGCCGGACAAUUACCGUCAACGUUGCUCAACCUCGUGGAAGUGGAGGAAUGUCAGCCACAGUCGCAGAAGCGGCGGCAGCGCGAGUGGCGGCGGCAGAGGCGGCGGGAAUCACGCUGUCCGCUGAAGUGAAACGCGCCUUUCUCGCCGGGCGCCCUGUCGUAGCGCUAGAAUCGACCAUAAUCUGUCAUGGGAUGCCGUAUCCACAGAACCUGCAGGCAGCAGAGGGCGUGGAGGAUAUUAUCCGGAGGGAGGGGGCUGUGCCGGCCACCAUUGCCAUCAUUGACGGCCGGCCGUGCAUAGGGUUGACGGCCUCUCAGCUGCAGCACCUGGCACGGGACGGCCAUUCGGCUGUGAAGGCUGCCAGAAGAGACGUGGCUCUCGUGGUGUCUCAAGGCCUCACAGGAGCCACCACUGUAUCGGCCACCAUGCUACUUUCUCACAAGGUGGGCAUCCCUGUGUUUGUGACAGGGGGCAUUGGCGGCGUGCACCGAAGGGGGGAGAUCACAAUGGACAUCUCAUCUGAUCUCACAGAGCUCGCUCGCACGCCCGUGGCUGUGGUGUGUGCGGGAGUCAAGUCCGUGCUCGAUAUUCCGCGCACUCUUGAAUACCUGGAGACACAAGGGGUGACAGUGGUGGUGUAUGGUGCCAAGGAGUUCCCAGCGUUCUUCACACCAACAUCUGGCUGCCCUGCACCCGCCACUCUCAGCGACCCUGCCAGCUGUGCAGCUCUCAUUGACGCCAACCAUCGAAUGCACCUAUCUAGCGGCAUGGUGAUUGCAGUGCCAGUGCCCCAUGGGCAGGCAGCAGAGGCAGAGGAGGUAGAGCGAGCAACACAGCAGGCACUCACAGAAGCAGAGGCACAAGGUGUGAAGGGGGCACAGGUCACACCGUUCGUGCUCAAGCGAAUCAAGGAGCUCACAGGAGGGGCGUCACUCACUGCAAACAUAGCACUAGUGAAGAACAAUGCCCGUGUGGGUGCCCAAAUAGCACGGGCUCUCUCACAAAGGAGAAUAUUAGCCGUGUCGAGGUUGUAG
Messenger RNA from Closterium sp. Naga37s-1, 1251 nucleotides. The record is from the annotation of a GenBank genome assembly. Lineage: Eukaryota; Viridiplantae; Streptophyta; Zygnematophyceae; Desmidiales; Closteriaceae.